Messenger RNA from Gongylonema pulchrum, 504 nucleotides. Lineage: Eukaryota; Metazoa; Nematoda; Chromadorea; Rhabditida; Gongylonematidae. The record is from the annotation of a GenBank genome assembly.
AUGGCAGAAGUUCGGGUUCCACUGACAGUCACAUCUGCCGAACUAAUGGAAAGGUGUAGAAAACGGGUCGACAAUCCAGCGGAGUUUGUUGAGAUAUUUGACGAGAAAGUGAAGCCGCCUACUUUGCCAGAAGCGCCAAAAGGGGAUAAAUUGCCACCAGAAAAGCCAGUCGUCGAUAUAUUGCCAAUACCGUAUUCGUUCUCGCUUAUGGCAGAAGUUCGGGUUCCACUGACAAUCACAUCUGCCGAACUAAUGGAAAGGUGCAGAAAACGGGUCGACAAUCCGGCGGAGUUUGUUGAGAUAUUUGACGAGAAAGUGAAGCCGCCUAGUUUGCCGGAAUCGCCAAAAGGGGAUAAAUUGCCACCAGAAAAGGUCGCGAUAGUACUGACCAAUGUGCCAUUCAUGGCUGGCGGUCAGCGAACUAGCGAUUUUAAUAUUCGAUUUGUCUCCUCAAUGAAUUAUCGGGUACCACUGAUGAAAGCACACUUGACAGGGUUAUUUUAG